Molecule: messenger RNA, 301 nt
Organism: Ambispora gerdemannii
Lineage: Eukaryota; Fungi; Glomeromycota; Glomeromycetes; Archaeosporales; Ambisporaceae
Source: the annotation of a GenBank genome assembly
AUGACUGUGAGUAAAAAUAACGAAUCAAAUUCUCAAACAAAACCACAAAAUGAAACGCCUACACAAACAAUUACAAUUACUAAGAAUAAUUUGCCUACUUCACAGAAAACUCAAAGUUCUAUUAGAACACCCAUCACCUCUGUAAAAUAUAGUACAACCACUUUGGCAACUUCCUCCACAAAAUUAAUUACUACCACUUUAGAUAAUUCUUCCGUAGAAAUAAUUACGACCAUUGAACCUUCAUCUGAAGUAUUAGUUAUUGCAACAACCGUUGUGGUGCCUUCACCUACUAAAACAGAUG